This is a messenger RNA of Diceros bicornis minor, 1909 nucleotides long. RefSeq names its product zinc finger DHHC-type containing 11B (gene ZDHHC11B). Gene Ontology annotation, biological process: peptidyl-L-cysteine S-palmitoylation; protein targeting to membrane. Gene Ontology annotation, cellular component: endoplasmic reticulum; Golgi apparatus. The transcript is spliced from 14 exons. The record is from RefSeq and is a predicted model, not a curated record. Bases 539 to 1909 code for a protein of 456 amino acids. Gene Ontology annotation, molecular function: protein-cysteine S-palmitoyltransferase activity. NCBI's taxonomy places the organism in Eukaryota, Metazoa, Chordata, Mammalia, Perissodactyla, Rhinocerotidae.
GUGGCGUGUGUAUGUGGUGUGGUGUAUGAUGUACGCAGUGUGCAUGUGCGUGUGUGGUGUGUGUGUGUGGUGUGCGUGUGUGGUGUGGUGUAUGGUGUACGUGGUGUGCGUGUGUGUGUGUGUGGUGUGCGUGUGUUCACAUGCAGCAGCAAUGUCAGAGCCGUGUCUCGGGCCAGGCAGGGAAGGAGUGGGUCUUCCCUGGCGCUCGCUGCUGGGGCCCGACCUGUUCUGCCGAGCGACAGUGGGACUCCCGCUCCGUGAGAAGAGGGCAAGCGUCCCGGGCGCCUGCCGUCGCUGGUGGCCUUGGGUCCGGGGGGCAGGCCGCGCGCUGCUGUGCUGCUGCCCAGCCCUGGGUCGUUCGCUCGCCUCUGCACUCCACGUACGCUCAGCGGAGAGAGGCACAGAGGAACGGGUCUGUGCCGUGGUCAGAUGGGAAGCGCGGUCUCCUCCUCCAGGCAUGGACCAGGCGGGUGGAGUUCCAACUCAGGUUUAAACAGGGUCUGAAGACCCCACAGCCGUCCUGCAAACCCGCAGAGCCAUGAUGGGGCCGGUAUUCACGCCGCCCGUGCAGGAGGGCUGCUGCAGCAGGAGUUGGAGACGGGUCGUCCCGGAAGCCGGGGCCAGCAGGCCAUCGCAGAUCCCGCAGCGCCAGCCGAUCCGCGUGAACGGCUGGUCGAAGCCCAUCCACGCCCUCCAAGUGGUGGCCUGGGUCCUGUUCCUGGUCUUGGCUUUCAGCUCCUUCAGCAUCUUCAUCCCCUUCCUGCCGAGGGACUGGAAAUACGUCGCCUAUGGUGUGACUGGUGCGCUUUUCUUUUUCCACUUCAUCGUCCUCUUGAUUGCAACGUCCCUGGACCCGGCCGAAGCGAGCAUCCGCCUCAAGAACUACCCGGAGCCUCUGCCGAUCUUCGACUCCUCCAAACAUGUGCACGUGAUCGAGAACCAGUAUUGCCAUCUGUGCCGGGUCCCCGUAAGUAAGAAAGCCAAGCACUGCAGCACCUGUAACAAGUGCAUCUCUGGCUUUGACCACCACUGCAAAUGGCUGAAUAACUGCGUGGGGACCAGGAACUACUGGUUCUUCUUCGGCUCUGUGGCCUCCGCCUUGGCCGGCCUGCUCUGCCUGCUCGUCAUCCUGCUGUAUGUCUUCAUCCAGUACUGCACCAACCCUGAGGAGCUCCGCACGGACCCCCACUACAGAGGAAUCUCCGAGAAGAACACGUGGCUGCUGUUCCUGCCCCUUCUCCCCGUGAAGACAAAGACCCCAGUGGUCCUGGGCAUUGGGGUGUUCGUGCUACUGCUGGACAUCUUCUGCCUCCUAAUGCUCGGGCAGCUGCUCAUCUUCCACCUCUACCUGAGGUCCAGGAGGUUGAGCACAUUUGAUUAUAUGAUGCAGCACCGCCUCCAAGAGACUUCAAAAACCUCAGAAGGGGAGAAAGGGUCGUCCACCCAAAUAGAAAUGCCACAGCACGCAGGCGAAGGCCUGAGUUCAUCUGCACAGGGCAAAGAGAAGUGGAAGCAGUUCCCGAGGCUUUCUUGGAGCCCGAGUCUAUGCUCCAUCAACACCAUACACCCAGAGAAAUCCUCAUCGCUAGAGCAAACAGUUGUCGACCUGAGUUCAUCUGCACAGGGACUGAAGUCCAAGGAGUUCCUGCCGCCAGCUGUGGACCCAAGUCAGUCCUUCGUCGUUACCGUAUACCCAGUGGAUUCCCUGUCGUUGCUGAAGGGAGCACGUGGGAACCAGAGACCACCUGGGUUUGGGGACCUGCCCCGCCCCCACCCAGCGCAGAAGAGCGCACUGGCUGCUGCUGUCUUGGCCCGGGCUCUCUGGUGGGCCUUUGCCAUGACCAUGAAGGUUAUUCUGCUGACAGAGCAGUCAGAUGGCCAAGCUGGGGACGGGGACUGGGAGGCAUAA